UGUCUGGCCCCGAGUGCCUGCCGGCGGCGGGUGGAGGUGCGCGCCUGGGCAGGGAAAAUGGACUUCGCCCGCCUCUGGCUGGGGCUGCUGCUGCCUUCGGUAGCUGCGCUGGAUUUCGGCUACCACCACCAGAAGGGGAUGGAAGAGUUUUUGAAGAAUGUGGCCCAAAACUACAGUUCUAUCACUCGCUUACACAGUAUUGGGAAAUCUGUGAAAGGCAGAAACCUAUGGGUUCUUGUUGUGGGGCGCUUCCCAAAGGAGCAUAGAAUUGGGAUUCCAGAGUUCAAAUACGUGGCCAACAUGCAUGGAGAUGAGACUGUUGGGCGGGAGCUGCUGCUCCAUUUAAUUGAACAUCUCGUAACCAAUGAUGGAAAAGAUGUUGAAAUCACAAAUUUAAUCAACAGUACCCGGAUACACUUGAUGCCUUCAAUGAACCCAGAUGGAUUUGAAGGUGUCGUAAAGCCUGACUGUUUCUACAGUAACGGAAGGGAAAAUAGUAACUACUAUGACCUGAAUAGAAACUUCCCGGAUGCUUUUGAACUUAAUAAUGUAUCGAGGCAGCCUGAAACCGCAGCUGUCAUGGAGUGGCUGAAAACAGAGACGUUCGUCCUCUCUGCAAACCUCCACGGCGGCGCCCUGGUGGCGAGUUACCCGUUUGACAAUGGUGUUCCAGCAACUGGGACGUUAUACUCCCGUAGCAUAACCCCUGAUGACGAUGUGUUUCAACACCUUGCACAUACCUAUGCUUCAAGAAAUCCCACCAUGAAGAAAGGAGAUCAGUGUAAAACUAAGAUGAACUUUCCUAAUGGAAUUACAAAUGGCUACUCUUGGUAUCCACUCAAAGGUGGAAUGCAAGAUUACAACUACAUCUGGGCCCAGUGUUUUGAAAUUACAUUGGAGCUGUCGUGCUGUAAAUAUCCUCAUGAGGAGAAGCUUCCAUUCUUCUGGAAUAAAAACAAAGCCUCAUUGAUUGAAUAUAUAAAACAGGUGCACCUAGGUGUAAAGGGUCAAGUUUUUGAUCAGAAUGGAAAUCCGUUACCCAAUGUAAUUGUAGAAGUCCAAAACAGAAAACAUAUCUGCCCUUAUAGAACCAACAAAUUUGGAGAGUAUUAUCUCCUUCUCUUGCCUGGGUCCUACAUAAUAAAUGUUACAGUCCCAGGGCAUGAUCCAUACCUCACAAACGUGGUUAUUCCAGAAAAAUCCCAGAACUUCAGUGCUCUUAAAAAGGAUAUUUUACUUCCAUUCAGAGUGCAACUGGAUUCUAUCCCAGUAUCAAAUCCUUCAUGUUCUAAGAUUCCUCUAUAUAGUGAUUUGCCAAGCCAGUCAGAGGCAACAAAGCCUAGUCUGUUCUUAUUUUUAGUGACUGUCUUUCACAUAUUUGUCAAAUAA
This is a messenger RNA of Panthera uncia (snow leopard), 1389 nucleotides long. RefSeq names its product carboxypeptidase M (gene CPM). The transcript has 9 exons. The record is from RefSeq and is a predicted model, not a curated record. Gene Ontology annotation, molecular function: zinc ion binding; metallocarboxypeptidase activity. The coding region runs from base 58 to 1389 and encodes 443 amino acids. Gene Ontology annotation, biological process: proteolysis. Lineage: Eukaryota; Metazoa; Chordata; Mammalia; Carnivora; Felidae. Gene Ontology annotation, cellular component: cell surface.